This is a messenger RNA of Hibiscus syriacus, 2744 nucleotides long. Its product is annotated as protein WEAK CHLOROPLAST MOVEMENT UNDER BLUE LIGHT 1-like. NCBI's taxonomy places the organism in Eukaryota, Viridiplantae, Streptophyta, Magnoliopsida, Malvales, Malvaceae. The coding region runs from base 1 to 2742 and encodes 913 amino acids. The record is from RefSeq and is a predicted model, not a curated record. The transcript has 3 exons.
AUGAACUCUACACCUUGGCCGGUCUCCUUGCCGUUUUCUCAGGUGCAGAAUGCUAAAACAGAAGGCAUACCUCGUUUAGAUUCUUUUGACGACCCAAUUAUAGGACAAGUAGACCAUAUAAUAGAUACUGCAGCUUUAGCUUCGUCAGUUGUCAUUGAUCAAACUGAGGUAGAUCAUCAGGGUAGGCUGAUGGAAGGUUCUAGGUGUGGGGGAGUACAUGACAGUUCAGAUGAACAUCUAUCUAAAAAUACUAGUUCUGUUUCACAUAGUAAUAAUGAGGACAUAAUUGUUCCUCCACCUUCUAAUCCAAAGGUUGGAGAUUCUGAAAUUCACCAUGUAGCAUCAGCCAAUUCUGUUGGAGCUGUGCACGCUCUUUCUGAUGGUCAGCAACCUGAACAAGCAGAUUCAAUUGCCAGUUCUGUUGUCAAUGGUGACAAUGACAUGAUUUUGCCUCCUGCUUCCUCCCAUGAUGUGAAAUCAAGUGAGAUUACCUUGCCCCAUCCUGAGGUUGGCACCAUUAAUGUUGAAUCUUCCCAAAAUACUACGGAUGAACAAAAAUCUGAAAAUGAUCAUUCUGCUUCCAUUGAUGCCGAAAGUAACAACCAGAUAACAUCAGCCAAUGAUUCUACUCAACCGCUUCUUGUUGGCGGUAAGGCAGAAGAUGCUAAAAAAGGGGAUGUAGAUCACGUCAGUCAUCUUGUUCUGCCUCAUAAAAAGAUUGUCAGUUCUAUGGUUAAAUCCCCAAAACCUGGUAACCCUAUACCAAAAAAAGAAGGUGAUUUGAAUAGGGGUCGUAUUGUUACAGCUUCACCUUUUGAAUCUGUCAAAGAAGCAGGUUCCAAGUUUGGAGGAAUGGUUAGAUGGAAAUCUCAGAGAACACAAAAUCUGGAGGGAGGAUCCAAGGCUGUGGCCCAAGACCUUGAGAAACUACAGGAGCAGAUGGUUGUAUAUAAGAAACAGUCAGUUGAUGCUGAAGAGGCAAAAUUUGAAGUAUUGAAGGAGCUGGACAACACAAGUAAACUGAUAAAAGAGCUAAAGCUAAGCCUGGAUAGAGCACAAACUGAAGAGAAUCAGGCAAAACAAGACUCCGAACUCGCCACACUCAGGGCAGAGGAAAUAGAACAAGGGAUUUGUGACGAGGCUAGUGUUGCAGCUAAGCAACAGCUUGAGGUUUCUAAAGCCAGGCAUGCAGCUGCUGUUGAGGAGCUGAAAUCUGUUAAUGAAGAGUUGGAAACAUUAAGAAAGAAAUAUGCUUCUACGGUGACUGAGCGAGACACAGCUGUUAAGAAAGCUGAAGAGGCUGUUUCUGCUUCAAAAGAGGCUGAGAAGAGAGUGGAAGAAUUGGCUUUUGAGCUGAUGGCCUCAAAGGAGUACUUAGAGUCAGCACAUGCUGCCCAUACGGGGGCUGAAGAGAAAAGAAACGGAGCAGUCCGAGACCAAGAUACUCGCUUAUGGGAGAAGGAACUAAAACAGGUUGAAGAGGAGCUCCAGAAACUCAAUCAGCAAAUCCAAUCGACAAAGGAUCUGAAACCAAAGCUAGACACUGCUUCGGUACUGCUACGUGAUUUGAAAGCUGACCUAACUGUUUAUAUGGAAUCUAAGUUCAAUUUGGAAAAUAAUGGACACUCUACUGAUGCGUCACAGACACCACAGAAAAUAACUCCCACUGAGAUACCAGCUGCUGUUGCCUUAGCAAAGAAGGAGCUUGAAGGGGUGAAGCUCAAAAUAUUAAAAGCAACUGCAGAAGUGGAUUCUUUGAAGGUGCUUGCUGUUUCAUUAAAAUCAGAGCUUGAAAAGGAAGAGUCUGCUCUUGCCACCAUUAAGCAAACAGAAGGCAUGUCAGUUGAUGUUGCUUCUCUGAAAGAUGAUACGGAUAACACCGAGUCAAAAAUAGAUUCAGUGCAGAUGAAUGAAAAAGAGGCCAGAGAUAAAAUGGAGGUGCCCAAGCAACUGCAUCGGGCAACACAAGAGGCUCUUGAGGCCAUGACACUUGGUCAAAUGGCUCGUGAAGAGCUGAACAAAGUAAAGGAAGAGGUUGAACAAGCAAAGGCUAGAGCAAGUACCAUGGAGAGUAGAUUACUUGCAGUUCAAAAGGAUAUAGAGGCAGCUGAGGCUUCAAAGAAGUUUGCUUUAGAUGUUAUGAGAAAAUUGCAAGAUCAUGUAUCAGCUCAAAGAACCGAUAAUGUUGAUUCACCAGAUGCUGUAGUUCUUUCCUUAGAGGAGUACAAUGACCUCAGUAAAUGUGCAUAUGAGGCGGAGGAACAGGCCAACAUGAGGGUGUCAGCUUUCGCUUCUCAAGUCGAGGUAGCUAAGCAAUCCCAGUCGAGUAGCUUGGAAAGGUUGGAACAAGUAAAGAGAGAGAUGGCUGAAAGAAAGGAACAACUAAAAAUUGCUUCAGAGAAGGAUGAGAAGGCCGCGGAAGAGAAGUUAGGCAUAGAGAAGGAAUUGAGACGAUGGAGAUCUGAACACGAGCAGCAGCGAAAGACUUCUGAAUCAUGUCACAGUGGAGACCCUCGAUGGGCAAGUUUUAACGGAACGAGUCGAAGGAAGAAACCUGGACCUAAUAUUUCUCCUUGCAACACUCUAGAUAGCUCAAAGGCAGCCAAUGGAAGUGGCACCGAAUCCGAAUCAUCCCCAGAAACAGCGGUCGAAAAGAAGAAGAAGAAACUGUUCCCCAAGUUAGCUAUGUUCUUUAACAAGAAAAAGAGCUUAUUAAAAUCCAAGUCCAAGUUCAGAACCUAGUA